This is a messenger RNA of Thermothielavioides terrestris NRRL 8126, 7383 nucleotides long. RefSeq lists its product as uncharacterized. Gene Ontology annotation, molecular function: ATP binding; acetyl-CoA carboxylase activity; metal ion binding. Bases 250 to 7110 code for a protein of 2286 amino acids. Gene Ontology annotation, biological process: fatty acid biosynthetic process. The transcript has 4 exons. The record is from RefSeq and is a predicted model, not a curated record. Lineage: Eukaryota; Fungi; Ascomycota; Sordariomycetes; Sordariales; Chaetomiaceae.
UCCGAUUGGAAAUUUGGGGUAUAGCUGACGGCGCAGCCCCGACGUUCCAGUCAGCAUUGCAUCCAGCUGUCCGACCCUGGUCACCCUCCCGCUCGCUUUCGGAGUCCGAUUCGGAGAGAUCCCCGAGCCACGACCACCAGCUCCGGUGCCAGUCUGACGCCCACCCUUGCGGUUCGCACAAAGCGGUAGAAGUCUGGUAGCUCUCUUGCUCUCUUGAGCUUUGAGAGCAUUCUUCCCUCGGCAGGAGCAAUGGCGGAAACGAACGGUCACAGUGCCCCGAGGAGCGGCGUCACGGUUCCUCACGUUAAUGGCAGCAAGACGUACGCCGAAAAGCACAACUUGGCCCCUCACUUCAUCGGCGGCAACAGGUUGGAAAAUGCUCCUCCAUCAAAAGUCAAGGAUUUCGUGGCCAACCACGACGGUCACACAGUAAUCACCAACGUGCUGAUCGCAAACAAUGGUAUCGCCGCGGUCAAGGAAAUUCGGUCAGUACGCAAAUGGGCGUACGAGACGUUUGGCGAUGAGCGGGCCAUCAAAUUUACCGUAAUGGCCACCCCAGAGGAUUUGCAGGCGAACGCCGACUACAUCCGCAUGGCGGACCAUUACGUUGAGGUCCCUGGCGGUACAAAUAACCACAACUAUGCCAACGUCGAGCUCAUUGUCGACAUCGCCGAGCGCAUGGACGUACAUGCCGUUUGGGCCGGAUGGGGCCAUGCAUCCGAGAAUCCGAAGCUCCCCGAGUCGCUCGCCGCGUCACCCAAAAAAAUCGUCUUCAUUGGCCCUCCUGGUUCUGCUAUGCGGUCUCUCGGCGACAAGAUCUCCUCCACAAUCGUUGCUCAACACGCGGAUGUGCCGUGCAUUCCCUGGUCCGGCUCAGGCGUCAGCGAAGUCAACGUGGACGAGAACGGCAUUGUGACGGUUCCCGAGCACGUCUACCUCAAGGGUUGUGUGAGCUCUUGGGAGGAGGGCUUGCAAAAAGCCAAAGAGAUCGGUUUCCCGGUCAUGGUCAAGGCGUCCGAAGGCGGUGGUGGCAAGGGUAUUCGGAAGGUCAUGAGCGAGGAGAACUUUGAGGAGCUCUACAAGGCCGCCGCCAGUGAGAUUCCCGGCUCUCCCAUCUUCAUCAUGAAGUUGGCCGACAGUGCCCGCCAUCUUGAGGUGCAAUUACUUGCAGAUCAGUACGGCAACAACAUUUCCCUCUUCGGCAGAGACUGUUCGGUCCAGCGGAGGCACCAAAAGAUCAUAGAGGAAGCUCCCGUCACGAUCGCCAAGCCCGCCACUUUCAAGGCCAUGGAGGAGGCCGCCGUCCGACUCGGCAAGCUGGUUGGCUACGUCUCUGCAGGAACCGUCGAGUACCUCUACUCCCACGCCGACGACAAGUUCUACUUCCUCGAACUGAACCCUCGUUUGCAAGUCGAGCACCCCACCACCGAGAUGGUCAGCGGUGUGAACCUGCCCGCCGCCCAACUGCAGAUUGCAAUGGGUAUUCCUCUGCACCGCAUCCGUGAUAUCCGGCUCCUGUAUGGCGUUGACCCCAAGACGUCAACGGAGAUCGAUUUCGAGUUCAAAAACCCGGAAAGCGAGAAGACCCAGAGGCGCCCGACGCCCAAGGGCCAUACGACCGCCUGCCGUAUCACUUCCGAAGAUCCUGGCGAGGGCUUCAAGCCGUCCAGCGGUGUGCUCCAUGACCUGAACUUCCGUUCGAGCUCGAACGCCUGGGGUUACUUCUCUGUCGGCUCGGCCGGCGGUAUCCACAGUUUCUCCGACUCACAGUUCGGUCACAUCUUCGCCUACGGCGAGAACCGUGCGGCUUCCAGGAAACACAUGGUGGUUGCCCUGAAGGAGCUCAGCAUUCGUGGUGAUUUCCGCACCACUGUCGAGUACCUGAUCAAGCUGCUCGAGACAGAGGCCUUCGAGGAGAACACCAUCACGACCGGCUGGCUCGACGAGCUGAUCUCCAAGAAGCUCACCGCCGAGCGACCCGACCCUAUGUUGGCCGUCGUCUGCGGUGCUGUCACAAAAGCGCACAUUGCGAGUGAACAAUGCAUCGCCGAAUACCGUGCCGGUCUUGAGAAGGGACAAGUCCCUGCCAAGGACAUCCUUAAGACGGUUUUUCCGAUCGAUUUUAUCUACGAGGGCUUCCGCUACAAAUUCGCCGUCACUCGCUCCAGCACUGACAGCUACCGCCUCUUCAUCAACGGCUCCAAGUGCACCGUCGGCGUGCGUGCCCUCAGCGAUGGCGGCCUCCUCAUUCUUCUCAGCGGCCACAGCCACAACGUCUAUUGGAAGGAGGAGGCCGCCGCCACCCGCAUUUCCGUCGACGGCAAGACAUGCUUGCUGGAGCAGGAGAACGACCCCACCCAGUUGCGGACUCCGUCCCCCGGGAAGCUGGUCAAGUACUCCGUCGAAAACGGUGCCCACGUCCGGGCCGGCCAGACUUUCGCCGAGGUCGAGGUCAUGAAGAUGUAUAUGCCCCUCAUUGCCCAGGAAGACGGCAUCGUGCAGCUCAUUAAGCAACCUGGCGCAACACUAGAGGCUGGCGAUAUUCUCGGCAUCCUCGCUCUUGAUGACCCGAGCCGCAUCAAGCAGGCACAGCCAUUCUUGGGCCAGCUUCCCGAGUAUGGCACGCCGGUCAUCGUUGGCAACAAGCCGUCUCAAAGAUUCAGUCUGCUGUACAACACCCUCCGCGAUAUCCUCCUGGGCUUCGACAACCAGGUCAUUAUGCAGAGCGCUCUCAAGGAACUGAUCGAAGUGCUCCGCGACCCCAAGUUGCCGUACAGCGAAUUUGCGGCCCAAUUCUCCGCCCUCCACGCCCGUAUGCCGCACCGACUCGACGCACAAUUCACCCAGGUGCUGGAGCGUGCGGCGCAGCGGCAGGCUGAGUUCCCGGCCCGGAGUCUCAUGAAGGUGUUCCAGAAGUUCAUCGACAACCUCCCCUCGAAGGGUGACGCCGAUCUGCUCAAGUCCACCCUUGCCCCUCUUACCGCGAUUCUGGACAUGUACGCCGACGGGCAAAAGGUCCGCGAGCUCAAUGUCAUUUCGGACCUGCUGUCCCAGUACGCAGACGUCGAGCGCCUGUUCUCGGGUCGCCGUCUCCAGGACGAAGAGGUGAUCCUGAAGCUCCGGGACCAGCACAAGGAGGAUAUCCAGAAGGUGGUGCAAACCGUGCUGUCCCACAGCCGAGUUUCGGCCAAGAACUCGUUGGUGUCCGCGAUUCUCGAAGAGUACCGGCCGAACAAGCCCAAUGUUGGCAAUGUCGGCAAGCAUCUCCGGCCUGUGCUCCGGAAGCUGGCGGAGCUCGAGUCUCGCCAAACUGCUAAGGUCUCUCUCAAGGCGCGCGAGAUCCUCAUCCAGUGUGCCCUCCCCUCGCUCGAGGAGAGGAAAGUCCAAAUGGAGCACAUCCUUCGGUCGUCGGUCGUCGAAUCUCGCUAUGGUGAGACCGGCUGGGAUCACCGGGAGCCCAACUUGGACGUCAUCAAGGAGGUCGUCGAUUCCAAGUACACCGUGGUGGACGUGCUGACACAGUUUUUCGCUCACGAGGACCCCUGGGUGACGCUGGCCGCUCUCGAGGUCUACGUCCGCCGGGCUUACCGUGCGUACAUCCUGCAGAGGAUCGAGUACCACACCGACGAGGCCGAUAGGCCUUCGUUCUUGUCGUGGGACUUUACGCUCCGCAAGAUUGGCCAGUCUGAGUUUGGCUUGCCGCUCCAGUCGGUUGCCCCUUCUUCUCCGGCCACGCCGGUCGACGCCAGCUUCGGCCGGAUCAGCUCCAUCAGCGACAUGUCGUACUUGGCCCACAAGACUCAAGAGGAGCCCACUCGGAAGGGCGUGAUCAUCCCUUGCAAGUACCUGGAUGACGUUGACGAGCUGUUGUCGAAGGCUCUCGAGACCCUCCCGGCGCCGGGAAGCAUGCGCAAGAAGAGCGCGGGUGUUCUUGCUGAUCUCAUGGACAAGCGCCGGCCGGCGCCGGCUACCCGUCUGGAUCACUCGGAUGAACUCUCCGCCGUCGUGAACGUCGCUAUCUCCGAUGCCGAAGGUCGUGGUGACGACGAGGUCUUGAAGGAGAUCCAGCCCUUGGUCCAGCAGUUCAAGGAGGAACUCCUUGCCCGCCGCGUUCGCCGUGUCACGUUCAUCUGCGGUCGCAAGGACGGGUCGAAUCCCGCCUACUACACCUUCAGAGGUCCCCUCUACGUCGAGGAUGACAGCAUUCGCCACAUCGAGCCGUCCCUCGCCUUCCAGCUGGAGCUGGGCCGUCUGUCCAAGUUCAAAAUCAAGCCCGUGUUCACUGAGAACAAGAACAUCCAUGUCUACGAGGGUAUUGGCAAGGAUGUCGAGACCGACAGGCGUUUCUUCACCCGUGCCAUCAUCCGUCCGGGCAGACUUCGUGAUGAGAUCCCGACGGCCGAGUACUUGAUCUCGGAGGCUGAUCGUGUUAUCAACGACAUCUUCGAUGCGCUCGAGAUCAUUGGUACCAGCAACUCGGAUCUCAACCAUAUGUUCAUUAACUUCACCCCCGUCUUCCAGCUGCAGCCUCAGGAGGUCGAGCAGUCGCUGCAGGGGUUCUUGGACCGGUUCGGGCCGCGUGGCUGGCGCCUGCGCGUAACCCAGGUCGAGAUCCGCAUUAUCUGCUCAGACUCGGCAGGCCUGCCUUAUCCCCUGCGUGUCAUCAUCACCAACACUUCAGGAUACGUCAUCCAGGUGGAGAUGUACGCGGAGCGCAAGUCUGAGAAGGGCGAGUGGGUAUUUGACUCGAUCGGCGGUACUACCAAGAUUGGUUCCAUGCACUUGCUUCCUGUCUCGACACCUUACCCGACCAAGAACUGGCUGCAGCCCAAGCGGUAUAAGGCGCACUUGAUGGGCACCCAGUACGCCUACGACUUCCCCGAGCUCUUCCGCCAGGCCAUCCAGAACAGCUGGACCGAGGCCGUGAAGAAGCAUCCUGCCAUGGCGGCCAAGCAACCACCCGUUGGCGAGUGCAUCGACUUCAGUGAGCUCGUUCUGGACGACCAGGACAACCUGGCCGAGGUGUCCCGUGAGCCCGGCACGAACACCUGCGGGAUGGUUGGCUGGAUAAUCCAAGCCCGCACGCCCGAGUACCCCAAAGGCCGCAGGUUUAUCGUCGUCGCCAACGAUAUCACCUACAACAUCGGCUCCUUCGGCCCCAAGGAGGACAACUUCUUCUUCAAGUGUACGGAGCUCGCGCGCAAGUUGGGCAUUCCGCGGAUCUACCUCUCGGCAAACUCGGGUGCUCGCCUGGGCCUCGCCAACGAGCUGAUGCCGCAUUUCAAAGUGGCCUGGAACGAUGCCGAGAGGCCCGAGGCGGGAUUCAAGUACCUCUACCUCACGGACGAGGCCAAGCAUCGGUUUGAGAACGAGGUCAUCACUGAGGAGAUCACGGAAGACGGCGAGAAGCGCCACAAGAUCGUCGCCAUCAUCGGCGCAGAAGAGGGGUUGGGUGUCGAGUGCUUGCGCGGGUCUGGCCUGAUUGCCGGCGUCACAAGCAGGGCUUACAACGACAUCUUCACCUGCACUCUCGUCACCUGCCGCUCAAUCGGUAUCGGCGCGUACCUUGUACGCCUCGGCCAGCGUGCUGUGCAGAUUGAGGGCCAGCCCAUCAUCCUCACCGGUGCGCAGGCGCUCAACAACCUGCUGGGGCGCGAGGUGUACACGUCCAACCUUCAGCUCGGAGGCACCCAGAUCAUGUACCGCAACGGUGUCUCCCACUUAACUGCGACCGACGACUUUGCCGGCGUCUCCAAGAUCGUUGAAUGGAUGUCGUUCGUGCCCGAGAAGCGCAACGGACCACUUCCCAUCAGCCCAUCUGCCGACACUUGGGACCGUGACGUUGUCUACACGCCGCCGCAGAAGCAGCCUUACGACGUGAGGUGGAUGAUCGGCGGCAAGCAGGACGAGGAUGGUUUCCAGCCCGGUCUCUUUGACAAGGAUUCGUUCGUCGAGACCCUCGGUGGCUGGGCCCGCACUGUGGUGGUGGGCCGCGCCCGCCUGGGCGGUAUCCCCAUGGGCGUCAUUGCCGUCGAGACACGGACGGUCGAGAACAUCACCCCGGCCGACCCCGCCAAUCCCGACUCGAUUGAGCAGCUCACCAACGAGGCUGGCGGUGUGUGGUACCCCAACUCGGCCUUCAAGACGGCCCAGGCCAUCAACGACUUCAACAACGGCGAGCAGCUCCCGCUCAUGAUCCUGGCCAACUGGCGCGGCUUCUCGGGCGGCCAACGCGACAUGUACAACGAGGUUCUCAAGUACGGCUCCUUCAUCGUGGAUGCUCUUGUCAAGUUUGAGCAGCCCGUCUUCAUCUACAUCCCGCCAUUCGGCGAGCUCCGCGGUGGCUCUUGGGUCGUCGUGGACCCGACCAUCAACCCGACCGUCAUGGAGAUGUAUGCAGACGUGGAGUCUCGCGGCGGUGUCCUGGAGCCCGAGGGCAUCAUCGGCAUCAAGUACAAGAAGGACAAGCAGCUCGAGACGAUGGCCCGGCUCGACCCGCUGUACAAGAGCCUCAAGCAGUCGAUGGCCAGGGAGGGCCUGUCCAAGGAGGAGACGGACGCGAUCAAGAAGCAGAUGACGGAGCGCGAGCAGCACCUGCUGCCCGUCUACGCGCAGAUCAGCCUGCAGUUCGCCGACCUGCACGACCGCGCCGGGCGCAUGAAGGCCAAGGGCGUCAUCCGGCAGGUGCUCGAGUGGCGCGAGGCCCGCCGCUUCUUCUACUGGCGUGUGCGCCGGAGGAUCAACGAGGAGUACACGCUCAAGCGCAUGGCGGCCGCCGUCGAGAAGGCCGGCAUCCACAGCAAGGACUCGGCCCAGGCUCGCAGCCGCCACCUGCAGCUGCUCAAGGCGUGGACUGGCGUCCCCGACUUCGAGGUCAACGACCGCGAGGUGGCGCAGUGGUACGAACAGAACCACGCCCUCAUGCAGCAAAAGCUGGACGCGCUAAGCAAAGAGGCCGUCGCGGCGGAGGUGCAGGAACUGGUGCGCGUGGGCACCGGCAAAGACCAGGGCAUAGUGGACUCUGCUGCCUGGAAGGGUGUGCGCGAGGUGCUGCACAAGAUGCCGGUGGAGGACAGGGAGAAGAUCCUAGAAUACCUGAAGCAGGUGUGAUACCGAGAUGUGUUCGAACUAUGUCGGGGGUAACAUUAUUUCAACAACGGAGGAUGCGGGGGAGUUAUGUGAUGUGAAAUGGCUAUAGAGAUUUUUGGGACAGCGUUUCAUUCAGCGGGUAGUGUACACGGUUGCGUUUGGGUGCGGUCGGGCUUAUGCAGUGUCGUGCAGCACUGUUAGAAGUGUUCGUUAGUUAUGCAGCGAAUGAUUCGGUGUCUGACGUUGAGCCUUGCGUUGUUUGGCCGUGUUGUCUGUCAUAGGGGUCCGGGAGCG